CCUACCAGCCAGCCAGCCAGCCACACCCACCUUGUUGCCUGACUUGCCUCAACUGGACACUCAGCUCCAAUGAGCCUAUAUAAAGACCCCAAUGGGUCACUCAUUCAGUGCAAGUUUUUUCUUUGCCUUCAUGACAGACUUUCCAGCUUUUUUCCUCAAACGGAUUUCCCGGCUUGGACCCAACUUUGUCCUGACUUUCCUGCCUUGUCUCUGCCCUGGUAAAGAUCUUCGCCUCCUGUUCCUGACCACAAUUUUUGCCUGUUUCCACCUCAGCUGAGCAACCAGCUAAAACUCAGUUCCAGCCUCUAUAUCAGACCAGCUGUUGAGUCCCCAACUGUUUGUCUCCAGGAUGGUUCAGAAGGUGGCAGUGAUCGGUGCAGGGAUUUCUGGACUGACCAGCAUCAAGGCCUGUUUGGAUGAAGGUCUGGAGCCCAUCUGCUUCGAGAGCAGCCAUGACAUUGGAGGUCUAUGGAGACUGAAGGAGGAGCCCGAGCCUGGACGUACCAACAUCUAUCAGUCGGUGGUCAUCAACAGCUCCAAAGAGAUCAUGGCCUUCAGUGACUUCCCUCCACCAGCUGAGCUCCCCAACAACAUGCAUCACUCUGAAGUGCUGCUGUACAUGCGCCUCUAUGCUGAGGCCUUCAAUCUGCUGCAGCACAUACAUCUCCAGACUACCGUGGUCAGUGUGAGGCAGACCCUGGAUUUUGCAUCAACAGGCCAGUGGGAGGUGGAGACGGAGAGCAGUGACGGUCAGAGGGAGACUCGUGUUUUUGAUGCAGUGAUAGUCUGUACCGGACACUUCACCCAUCCUCACAUGCCUCUCAAAGACUUCCCAGGUAUAGAGAGCUUUGAAGGCAGAUAUUUCCACAGCUGGCAUUACCGCAACUCUGAGGGUCUGCAGGGGAAACGAGUGGUGGUGGUUGGGAUUGGGAACUCUGGAGGUGAUAUUGCUGUGGAGAUCAGUAGAGUUGCUGAGAAGGUGUACCUCAGCAGCAGGAGUGGAGCGUGGGUUGUCAGCCGUGUAGGACAGGGCGGGAUCCCAUCUGACCUCAUUGGGACUUCUCGGAUGAAUCUGUUCAUGGAGAGGCUCUUCCCCUCGUGGAGCAACACGAUGCUGGAGAAGAAACUUAACAAAGCAUUUGACCACAAACUAUAUGGCCUGAAACCAAAACAUGGUUUUUUUGCACAGAUGCCUCUCGUGAAUGACGACCUGCCAAAUCGAAUCAUCUCAGGUCGUGUUCAGAUGAAACCAAAUGUGAAGGAGUUCCGUGGGUCCAGUGCGGUGUUUGUCGAUGGGAGCGUUAUAGAGAAGGUGGAUGUUGUGGUGUUUGCUACAGGGUACAACUACAGCUUCCCCUUCCUGCCCUCAGCUCUGCAGGCUAAAUGUGGUUACAGGCUGCGUCUCUACAAGCACGUGUUCCCUCCUGCACUGACCAAGCCUACGCUGGCAGUGGUGGGCUUCAUCCGCGGCUUUGGGGCCGUCAACCCUCUGUCCGAGAUGCAGGCCCGCUGGGCUACAAGAGUAUUUAAAGGCUUGGCGACCCUCCCUUCAGAAGAGACCAUGAUAAAGGAACUUGAGAAAGACACAGAAAUCAUGCAUCAGAAGUUUGCCUGCACUGAGCUUAACCCCAUCCAGGUGGACUACAUCCCUUACCUGGACUCUCUGGCAGAGCAGGUCGGGGUUCGACCUAACAUACCAUGGCUCUUACUGACGGACCCCAGACUGGCACUGCAGCUUAUAACGGGUCCCUGCACUCCUUAUCAGUACCGUCUGACUGGGCCCGGCAAGUGGGCCGGAGCCCGUCAGGCCAUCCUCACUCAGUGGGAGCGGGUGCUUCAGCCUUUCAGGACCAGAGUGGUACCAGAACCAGAGAGAAGACCUUUGUCUAGAUGGAGCAUCGUAGUAAUGGUCUCAGGUGCAGCCCUGCUGUGCUGCUUCUGCUACAAUAAACACCCUCUCCCCUCUUUGUUAUCCCUGCAGUCACUGCUCAGAUCUCCUCAGUGAGCAGCUUGAUUAUAUACAUUAGUGACAACAUGAUGAUGGAAGAAGCAGUAAAGGAGCACACCUCAGCACAUUCUAUUUGUCAGCAUGAUGUAUGUUUUAGACUGAACCUGAUCUGAAUGAAAACUGGAUUUCAAAAUAAACAUUUAGUCAAA
Messenger RNA from Acanthopagrus latus (yellowfin seabream), 2157 nucleotides. Its product is annotated as flavin-containing monooxygenase 5-like. The record is from RefSeq and is a predicted model, not a curated record. The transcript is spliced from 10 exons. Gene Ontology annotation, molecular function: NADP binding; flavin adenine dinucleotide binding; N,N-dimethylaniline monooxygenase activity. NCBI's taxonomy places the organism in Eukaryota, Metazoa, Chordata, Actinopteri, Spariformes, Sparidae. The coding region runs from base 350 to 2005 and encodes 551 amino acids.